Messenger RNA from Saprolegnia parasitica CBS 223.65, 762 nucleotides. RefSeq lists its product as hypothetical. The record is from RefSeq and is a predicted model, not a curated record. NCBI's taxonomy places the organism in Eukaryota, Oomycota, Saprolegniomycetes, Saprolegniales, Saprolegniaceae. The coding region runs from base 1 to 762 and encodes 253 amino acids. The transcript is spliced from 2 exons.
AUGGACCCGACCAUCGAUGCCCCCGUCUUUGCUUCGUUUGCAGCGCUGGAAAAUGCAACGCUCGCUGCCUACAUGACCACGUACAACGACGUCUCCGCGCUCGGGUACCAGUACGACGACACCAACAGCAUCUACGUUCUGCGUCGCACACUCGACAUGUCGACAACGUCAACUGCACUGCGCUGCUUUCAAGAGUUUGCCUUGGGUCUCCCCGGGCUCAUCUAUUACACCGCCGCCCAACUGAGCUUUCUCUGCGCCUUCCUCGCCAGCGACACUCGGCUGUCCUGCGCUCUGGACAUUGGCCACUCGUGCAUUUGGCUCUCGCAGAGAAAAGGGGAUCAUCCCGACGUCUACCUUCUCUCGUACGCGUACACGGCGGUCCGCUGGAACGAGUGGCUCUGGAUCAAGCUUCUCUACCGCAUUGUUAUCACGGGCCUCGUCUCCCAGCGACUCUACAGCGGCUACGUAAAGCAUGUGCGCGACCUCGAGACGAUCUUGCGCCAACAUGGCCACUGCCCCGGCUUGGACGCACACAAGUGGCGGUACGAACUCGUGCUGGGGGACCCCACUGCGAUCGUGCUCAUGGACAGUUGGGUGGCGUUUGCUCUCGUCGUCGAUACAUGGCUGAGCACCAAUACGAUUGGCGUCGCAAUUCUGCUCGCGACCCAAACAGACGACCUCUGGGUGAUGUUUCUUAGCUGGGUGUAUCUCUCCCGCACGGUACUAUUAUUUCUGUUCCUUGUUGGUCGAUGGAAAAUAUGA